AUUUGUUGACUGGGAUUCUAUUGUUAUUGCAGAUGGCCGCAGCACACGAGUAUUCCACAGAAGAACUUAACUAUUUCAGGAUUUGCAACGUCACCACUCGAAUCAUUGCUGAAGGACUACGAGUAGUCUUCAAGCUAUUAUGGGACACUCAUUACCAGGCGACACACGGCCCGUGGCAAGAUACGGCUAAGAAUGGCAUUGAUUUGUACAGCAUGGAAUCUUCGAAAAGUUGUAAGAGAAAUUCACGAGAACUUUUAAUUUUGAGAAAUGGCAAUAGACUUGAAUGGGACUGUACCAGUCUUUUUGUUGCCAUUCUCUAUUCAGAUAGUAUUGGCAAGGGUCUCGAUCCCGUUGUUAAGAAAGCCGUGGAUGAUUUACGUCGGUUCCGUAAUAAAGUCUUUGCUCAUUUGUCUGAUGGAAAGUUAAGAGAAAUGGACUUUGAAACCUCUAUCCAAAAGGUAAUAGAUGCUUUUAUCGCCCUAAAACUAGACACUGCUGAUAUAGAGGCAAUCAAAAACCAGAAAACAUUUCCUACAGAGGAACUACGUCUCACUCAGCAACAGUUAGAAAAGGAGAAAAAACGUAACGAGGAACCACGAUCGUUUUGUGUUUUGCCACCCAAACCAUCCCACGAAGUUAUCGACCGUUCAAGCGAAGUGGAUGUGAUACUACAAAAGAUGAAAGAGUUGAGAAGCACAAAAAUAAAUGAAAUAACUGUUGUUUAUCUGUCUGGGAAUCCUGGCUGUGGCAAAAGUGAAAUAGCAAGACAGAUAGGUGAGAAGGUUUUCGAUGAUGUUCCCGAUGACGCCACAGAUCAAGUAAAAUUUGUGUUCGCCCUUAACGCAUCCAGUACAGACACAUUAAUACAAUCAUAUAUUGAAUUUGCAAUUACUUUAAACUGYGAUGAGAAAUCUACUACGAUUAUUGGAACAUCAAAAGAUCUUUCUCCGGAAGACAAACUUAUUCAUCUUAAAACUCUUGUAGCUCCCAAACUGCGAAUGUAUUCUUCAUGGCUCUUGAUCUUGGAUAACGUCACAGACGUUAAAUCAGUCUUCAGAUUCUUGCCAAAGGCGGGAGAGAAGACGGAGGGCAAUGGUCAGAUACUUUUUACCACACAAGACAGUCAAUCCAUUGGUGCCAAUAAUUCGUACACUUACCAUUUAUCCCUUAGUCGCGGUAUGAAACCUGAUGAAGCGGUAAAAACACUUUCUGAAAUAUCGGGUGUUGCUUCAAAUAAAGAGUGCAUUUUACGAGUUGCGAAGGCUUUAGAUUUCCAGCCACUAGCACUAGCGUGUGCAGCAACUUACAUGAAGCGUGUAAGUGAUAAAACCUCAAUCUCAUGGGAAGAAUAUUUACAGAAGAUUCAACAAGGCAAGCGAGAAGCGACUGAAGGAGAGUAUAAAAGAAUUAGCGUAACUUACUCUCAAUCAAUGACUGCAGCAGUCAAGUUGGCCUUAGAAAAAGAAAUGGCUGCAGACAUGGUUAUGAUGCAUGCUUUUCAGUUCUUGUCUGCGUUGGGCCCUGAGCGGAUACCCUGGGAAUAUGUCGUAGAAUAUGUAACACGGUGCAUGACAGAUCAAGACGAAGGAGUCGUGGCCGCCACUGUCUUUUCAUCUUCACUUAUUCUUAAUUAUUCCGAAGGCCAGUCAAAAGAGAUUGGUAUACAUCAAGUUGYACAUAGCUGUCUACAAGAUAUUGUUCUACACAAGAGCAAAAAAGAAGAAUUUCAUUUCUUGGUAAACGUAAUUAAUGCUUUUUCAGCACUCUUAAAAGCCUUUGAUGAGAACAACGUCAAUCACAUUACAACAACAAAAUUGGUAGCAGUGCAUUUUAUGCACUUCUCAAAACAUUUAACCAAUUUUACAACGGAAUCUUUAUCUCCAAUAAAACAGAAAACAAAUUUUGAACAAAAACAAAACGAGUACGUAAGCUACUUCUCGGCCGCUGGAGACGUCUGCCAAACCCACGCUAAGCAUGAAGCUGCGAAAACAUUGUUUAAAACAGUACUAAUGAUCAAAGAAUUUUAUCAUCAUUGCAAUCAUCCAACACUUGCUCCUACAUUGACUAAAAUUGGAUUGACCCUCUUUAGUUUGGGCAAGCAUGAAGAAGCACAGGAACUUCUCGAAAGAGCAUUGACUAUUGCUGAGAAGUCGUUCGGUCAAAAUCAUUUAAAACUUGCUACUACAUUGAAUAAUCUAGGAUCGAACCUCAUUCAUCUGGGCAAGAAUGAAGAAGCGCAACUAUGUCUCGAAAGAGCAUUGACUAUUCAAGAGAUGGCGUAUGAUCAAAAUCAUCCAACACUUGCUACUACAUUGAAUAAUCUAGGAUCGAACCUCAUUCAUCUGGGCAAGCAUGAAGAAGC
Molecule: messenger RNA, 2362 nt
Organism: Actinia tenebrosa (Australian red waratah sea anemone)
Lineage: Eukaryota; Metazoa; Cnidaria; Anthozoa; Actiniaria; Actiniidae
Source: RefSeq, a predicted model, not a curated record